This is a messenger RNA of Elgaria multicarinata webbii, 1614 nucleotides long. RefSeq names its product homeobox B7 (gene HOXB7). Gene Ontology annotation, cellular component: nucleus. Lineage: Eukaryota; Metazoa; Chordata; Lepidosauria; Squamata; Anguidae. The transcript has 2 exons. Gene Ontology annotation, biological process: regulation of transcription by RNA polymerase II. The record is from RefSeq and is a predicted model, not a curated record. Bases 66 to 719 code for a protein of 217 amino acids. Gene Ontology annotation, molecular function: RNA polymerase II transcription regulatory region sequence-specific DNA binding; DNA-binding transcription factor activity, RNA polymerase II-specific.
UAUAUCACGGUACCUCGUAAAACCGACACUAAAACGUCCCGGCCUACAAAUCACCCGGCCAGAUUAUGAGUUCAUUGUAUUAUGCGAAUGCUUUAUUUUCUAAAUAUCAGGCCGCAAAUUCGGUUUUCCCCUCCGGAGUGUUUCCUGAGCAAACUUCUUGCGCAUUCGCUUCCAAUGCCCAGCGCACCGGGUAUGGCUCCAGUUCCACGGCCUCUUUCGCUGCUUCCAUGCCUGGUUUGUACCCCAACGGGGGAGGCAUGCACCCCCAAGCCCCGGGCAUGUAUUCCAGCAGCUACGGUCUGGAAGCCAGCUCCUUCAACAUGCACUGUUCCCCUUUCGAGCAAAACCUCUCCAUGAUGUGUCCGGGAGACGCGUCCAAACCCAACUGCAACAAAAGCGACCAGAGGGACGCAGACUUGCGACACGAAAGCAACUUGCGGAUAUAUCCUUGGAUGAGAAGCACAGGGACGGACAGAAAGCGAGGCCGCCAAACCUACACCAGGUACCAGACGCUGGAACUGGAGAAAGAAUUCCAUUACAACCGUUACUUGACCAGAAGGCGACGCAUUGAGAUAGCCCACGCUUUAUGUCUUACAGAAAGACAGAUCAAAAUCUGGUUCCAGAACAGGCGUAUGAAAUGGAAAAAAGAAAACAAACCCGCGGGGCCCGGUUCAAACAGCCAGGAAAAACCAGAUGCGGAAGAAGAUGAAGAAGAGUGAAGGAAAAGGAGUGGGAGAAGGGGGAAGAAAGAGAGGGAGAGUGGAAGAGAGAAAGAGAAAGAAAGAGAGAGAGAGAGAGAGAGAGAGAGAGGUGGGUGAGAAGAAGUAGGGCAUGCUCGGACUGACUGUAGUGUCCAGAAAAUUAAAGGAAGAAACUGAAAGUUAAAAGUUAACAAAUAAAGACUGCACACAAAAAAGAAAGAAAGAAAGAAAGAAAGCAUACUAAAAGGAUGGUUUCUUCUGUUUCUUGACACUUGGAAAACUACCUAUAUUAACAUUUAUCUCCUUUGUUUUUGUUUUGUUUUUGUACAACAAAGCGGAUAAUAAAUCUACCUAUUAAAUGUCUCUUUAGAAUCAAAUAUAGAUGAUGUUUUGUUUUCCUAUGUGGGUCUUUAUAUAGUCCAAGUAUUUGUAAAUCUUCUUGUUUAAAAUUGUUAUCUCUCUUUUUUUCCCCCUCGUGUAAUUUAAAAAAAAAGGUAUAUGAAGUGAAUAUGUGGAUGUGGUUAGCACUUUUCCUUAGAAAACGUGAAAUCCAAAUGUAUGAAGGGAACACAAUGCUUAGCUUAAGAUGAUUGUUGUACAUAAUUCUAUGAGAUUUCUGUCUUUCUCUUCUCCUCCCCCUCUUCGUAGAUUUGUACCUCUACGUCUGGUUACCAGUGCUGUAUUUUAUUUUUAUUUUAUUUUUUUGCUUGUUUAUUUCGCUUGGUGUAUAUUUUUACAUGUUCUACAAUGGACCACUUCCUCACUAGAGAACCUGAAAUGAAUAUUGUGCUGAGUAAAACCAAUGUAUGAUAGUUAGCAAAUAAUUUAAUAGUCGCCCAAGCCUUUUUAUUUGUAUUCUGUGAUUACUAUGCGUAGAGAAAGGGAAAAGAAUAAUUAAAAAUAACCUUACUGA